This is a messenger RNA of Cylicostephanus goldi, 327 nucleotides long. Lineage: Eukaryota; Metazoa; Nematoda; Chromadorea; Rhabditida; Strongylidae. The record is from the annotation of a GenBank genome assembly.
GUAGAUCUUCGCGCUGUUGUGCGUGUUAUGCAAAAGGACGCAAUGUCUGAGAAACCAGAAAUGGUCGAAGAAAGAAGCGCGAUAUCAAUGCAGCGUGGACAAUGCUGCGAAGUGACCGACAAAGAUCGCACUGAAGUUUCUGAUUACUUAAAGGAAAACGUUGGUCGAGUUGUGAAGGUUUCAGUGCUGAUAAAAAUGGACGCAAAGUUGUUUGAUCCAUAUACUUACCUAGACAAGGUCUCCCCAACCCCUCACAAGUCCUUCCUAACCACCAAUUACAAUGCAAGAGUGAACAGUAAAGUGUGGAGGAGACGGUCGAGAAAGUAG